Messenger RNA from Toxorhynchites rutilus septentrionalis, 497 nucleotides. RefSeq names its product putative peptidyl-tRNA hydrolase PTRHD1. Bases 56 to 415 code for a protein of 119 amino acids. The transcript is spliced from 3 exons. NCBI's taxonomy places the organism in Eukaryota, Metazoa, Arthropoda, Insecta, Diptera, Culicidae. The record is from RefSeq and is a predicted model, not a curated record. Gene Ontology annotation, molecular function: peptidyl-tRNA hydrolase activity.
GCACUGUCAAAUUUGUUUACACCGUUUACACAGCGCGUUUUCGAUUGGAAAAAGAAUGUCCAACGCUUCAAGACUGGUUCAGUAUGUUGUAGUUAAUGGUGAAAUCGCCAAGACAUGGCCUAAGGGAGCGGUGAUAGCACAAUGUUGUCAUGCGGUUAGUGCCAUAUCGCAUUUAUAUUCAUCUGAUGUGGACACGAUCGAAUAUUUCCAAGAUUUGGACAACAUGCACAAAGUGGUGCUUGAGGCUGCGGAUGCAUCUAAGUUGCACAGUUUGAGUGAGGUGUUGCAGCAGAACGAAAUCAAGCAUAAACUGUGGAUAGAACAACCGGAAAAUCUUGCCACCUGUAUUGCCCUGAAACCCUAUAAGAAAGAAGACGUUCAGAAGUAUGUAAAGAAGUUUAAACUUCUUAGCUAGGAAUGUAUGUGUAUUUUGCAAUUUCUCCGUUAACUGAUUGUUGAGGAAAGAGGAAAAAAGUUGCCGAAAUCUCCCAAAAAGA